Melanotaenia boesemani (Boeseman's rainbowfish) is the source of this 839-nucleotide messenger RNA. It is a transcript of the gene pmvk, whose product is annotated as phosphomevalonate kinase. Gene Ontology annotation, molecular function: phosphomevalonate kinase activity. The transcript is spliced from 5 exons. Bases 124 to 714 code for a protein of 196 amino acids. Gene Ontology annotation, cellular component: cytoplasm. Gene Ontology annotation, biological process: isopentenyl diphosphate biosynthetic process, mevalonate pathway; cholesterol biosynthetic process. Lineage: Eukaryota; Metazoa; Chordata; Actinopteri; Atheriniformes; Melanotaeniidae. The record is from RefSeq and is a predicted model, not a curated record.
GACGAUGGUCACGUGUUUCCGUCUCGUCUAUAAACACGAUCAGCCCGGCAUCGAACCUCCGUCUGUUCAACCAGUCACGGAACCGGUUCGAUCUGAUCGAUCAGCUGUGAUCCCUCUGACAACAUGGAUCGAUCCUCUGGACCCGAACUGAUUCUGGUCUUCAGCGGGAAGAGGAAGUCCGGCAAAGACUACGUCACGGACCUGAUCCUGGACCGUUUGGGCUCCGCUGUCUGCGCCAUCCUGCGUUUGUCCGGACCCCUGAAGCAACAGUAUGCUAAGGAACAUGGUCUGGACCUGGAACAGCUGCUGGGUCCCGGUCCGUACAAGGAACGGUACCGUGCCGACAUGAUCUCCUGGGGAGAAGCCCGUCGGAACCACGAUCCUGGCUUCUUCUGUCGCCUGGCAACCAGAGAUGCCCAGCAACCAGUGUGGGUGGUGAGUGAUGCUCGGCGGCUGUCUGACCUUCAGUGGUUCGUGUCCGAGUUUCCUCGACAGACCCGCAGCGUCAGGGUUCAGUGUUCAGAGGAGACCAGGAAGCAGAGGGGGUGGAGCUUCACGGCAGGUGUGGAUGAUGCUGAGUCGGAGUGUGGGCUGGACAGUGGGGUUAAAUUUGAUUGGCUCAUCACCAACGAGGCCGACGCCCCCCCACUGGAUGAGCAGCUCUGGCCGAUCUUGAAGAUGGCAGAAGCAGCAACCUCACUUCGUCACAGCUGAUCUCUGACCAAUAAUAUUGAUAACUGCUGAACAUGCAGUCGAUCAAUCUCUGACAAACACUUUUAAUCAGAAGCUCUGAUCAUUAAAUCAAUACUUGCUGAUCAAAGUGAUCUCACCUGAACCGA